AUGGACUUCGCAUCGCUCAUGGCCAAGGAGAUCUCCAAGGCCAAAGAGUCCUUCCCAUCGACAUCGACACAGGGCGACGGUUCGGAGAAGAAAUAUGUCCGUCGCGCCGAGCUGGAAGCUGCCCGGGUGGCGGCCUACCAGGAAGAGCAGGAGAGGCUGCAGCGAGAACGCGAGGAGCGCGCCGCCCAGAAACGCAAGCUGGAGGAGGAAGAGGCGGAGCGCAAACGGGAACGCGAGGAGAAGAAACGCCGUCUAGCAGAAGAGUCGAGGAAACGGCGCGAGGCUGAGGAGGAGGCCCGCGAGCGAGAACGCAGGAAGAAGCUCGGUCUGCCGGAGCUGCCUCCGCGCAGCGACAGCACCACCAGCCGGGAGGAGACGCCGGCGGCGGAGAACGAGGAGGACAUGGAUGAAGAGGAGGUCAUCCGGAAGCUGCGCGAGAUGGGCGAGCCAGCGCGGUUGUUUGGCGAGAGCCACAAGGGCCGGGUGCGGCGGUAUCGCCGGCUGCUCAAGCGGUCCCAGACACCGCAGCUGUCGAAGGGACCGAUCCCGACGACGUUGGAGCUGGUCCCGGAGAAGGACAUGAAGGUGCCACCCAAGCCGCCCAAGGACCGCGAGGAACGCCGAUACCUGUUCUGCCAACUGGCGUCGUACUUCAACAUGGUGCUGGAGGAGUGGGAGCAGGCGAUGGCGAAGCGCGACAUGAGCGUCCAGCAAAGCUUCCAGGGGCGGCAGGCGUACAACGCCAUGGUGCAGUCGCGCGAGAACAUGAAGCCGCUGUUUGCCAAGUUUGAGCGAGGGGACCUGGAGGAGAAUGUGCUGGAGGCGAUAGUCGAGAUCGUCCACUGCGCGCAGGAGCGGCGCUACGUCGAUGCCAACGACGGCUAUCUCCGGCUGAGUAUCGGCAAGGCCGCAUGGCCCAUCGGUGUCACCAUGGUCGGUAUCCACGAACGGUCUGCCCGCGAGAAACUGCACGAGAACGACGUGAACAAGGCGCAUAUCAUGUCCGACGAGAUCACCCGCAAGUACCUGCAGAGCAUCAAGCGGUGUCUUAGCUUUGCGCAGUACAUACAAAUCAAAUAUCCUACCAUCCCUUCCCUUCCCUUCCUUUCCUUUCCUAUAACAAGCACACAUGCUACAUACAAGACGGAAGAAAACAAGUAUCUAGUUUAG
Rasamsonia emersonii CBS 393.64 is the source of this 1170-nucleotide messenger RNA. RefSeq names its product mRNA splicing factor (Prp18). Bases 1 to 1170 code for a protein of 389 amino acids. Gene Ontology annotation, cellular component: U4/U6 x U5 tri-snRNP complex; U2-type post-spliceosomal complex; U5 snRNP. The transcript is spliced from 4 exons. NCBI's taxonomy places the organism in Eukaryota, Fungi, Ascomycota, Eurotiomycetes, Eurotiales, Trichocomaceae. The record is from RefSeq and is a predicted model, not a curated record. Gene Ontology annotation, biological process: RNA splicing; generation of catalytic spliceosome for second transesterification step.